GGUGUUUGUACAACAAAUCGGCUGGAUUCAGAUAAAAUACAGGGUCUCAAAUCGAAUGGAAAUAUCAAUUUUUUUUAGUGGUUUAAUUUUUAAAGAUAUUAUUAACGCAGAUAAUGAAUGAUAUUGAUGAUGGUGGACGACAACAACAACAACAACAACAGCAACAACAACAACGACGAUUAAUAGAACGUUUUAGAUCGGCAAUAAUGGCUUGUUUUGAAAAUUAUCAAACAGAUUUACGACGACCAAAUCCAGUUCAUUAUUAUAAUAAUACAUUACGAUUAUUAUUCAAUGAUCUUUAUGAUAUGGUUGUACAGAUAACAAAAUUAUCAUCAAUUGAUAAAGAUCCAAUUGAUUAUAUUUAUGAUAUUUAUUCGGAAUGUGCAACAAAAGCAUUUGGAAAAUUUGCCGAAAAUCUUGAACAUGAUCUACAAUCAACAAGUAAUUGUAAACCAACUGUAUGGAAAUUUGGUUCAUAUCAAUCAAGAAAUCAAUCAACAAUUAAUAUUGCUAAAAUAUUGAUUGAAUUUUGGUCACAAUUUAAACGAAAUGUAUUACCAUUUUUAUUGGCAACAUUUCAAUAUGUUGAACGAAGACGACGAAAACGACAACAACAACAACAACAACAGAAACAACAACGAUAUCGACGAAUGAUGCUUGAAGAAUUAACACGAACAAUAUUUAUAGAAAUUUUUUUCGAACAAUCAUCAUCAAUUAUAACACAAUAUUGGCGGCCAUUAAUUAUUGAUUAUCUAUUAGAAAAACAUAGACAAAUACAACAAUAUCUUUGGUGUAGAAAACCAUCCGAACGAUUACCAUUAGAAACGGAUUCAUUAAUUAGAUGGCCCUCAUUUCAACAUAAUCGUGUUAUAAAAAUGCUUCAAGAUGAACAUUAUAUUGUUAUCAAAAAUUUAAUACAAACAUUAUUGGAUGUUGGUUUUGAUCAGGCUACUUAUUAUAAAGUAUUUCUGAUACCAUUUUUAGAAGAAGAUUUGGAAGCAUUUCUCGUACAAAUGUCAAAUCAUUUGAUGAAUGAAUUAGCACCAUUAGAAUAUUUAAAUUUUUUAAUGAAUUUUAUACAAAUGCAAUCAUGGUUUAUCAAUUCGGUAUUAAUUUUACCUGAAGAAUCAUUACAACAAAUUAAUUUAUUUACAAUUGAAUUUUUAUUGAUUAACAAUGCUAAUCGAUUAAUCAUCGGUAAUAAUAAUGAAAAUGAUGGAUCAUUUAAAUCAAUGUUAAAUCAUAAAUUCUAUGAUCGUAUGACACAAUUUUAUUCAUUAAUGAUGAAUAUAACAGCGGAAAAAUUUUUAAUUUCAAAACAAAAUAUUUUAAUUAAUCAAUUUAUUGAUUUUCUCAUAAAAUAUCAUGGUGAACGUAUCAAUUGGUUUACCAAUCAAUAUCGUUGUGUUAGCCGUUUUGAAGCAAUAGAAUUUGUUCAGGCAUUAUUACAUGAACAUGAUCAUUGGGAUCAUGUUUUGAAUAAAGUAUUCAAUAUUAAAGAAACAAAUGAUAUAACAGAUAAUAACGGUAAACGAACAAACAAAUCAUUAGCAAUGAAAAAGAAACCAUUUUCCAAAUUAAUUGAUAAAUAUCAUUAUGAAUUAAUGAAAAUUGAUACAAAUGUUUCACAAGCAUUAGCAUUCUAUAUGCAUGAUCUACUUUGUAAAGAUUCAAUAAUAAUGUCAUUACAAACGAUUAUAUCGGUAGAAUUUGAAACACGUAUUGAAUUAUUAAAUCGAAUCAAUUUUAUUAUUGUUUAUAUAAAAGAUAUAAAUCUAUUUUUUGAUUUUACAAAACAUUAUUUUACACAACGUAUGUUAACAAAUUUAUCAUAUUUUUCAAAUGAUCAAGAAAUGGAUAUGAUGAAUGAUAUGAAUCAUGUUAUACGUUUAAAUUUUAUGUCAAUGAAAGGUGAUGGUCAAUCAAGAAGUUUUCUACAAAAUCUUAAUGAUUUUAAAAAUAUUGCCAAUGAUUAUGUACAUUCAUUUGUAAAGGUUAAUAUGAAUAACAAUAAUAAUAAUAAUAGACGACGAAGAAUGAUUAGAAAUUUUCUUGAAUCAUCAGCCAUAUUGAAUGCAGGAACAUGGAAAUUGACUGAAUUUGAUCAUUGUUGGAUUCCAUCCCGGCUAUCACGAUCAUUCGAAUCAUUAGAAUAUUUAUUUCGACAACAAUAUGAAAAUCAAAAAUUAUUUCUUAAUACAAAAUAUUCAACAGCUGAAGUUUCAAUGAUAACAUUGGAUAGAUCUAAUAAUAAUAAUAAUAAUCAUGAUAAUGAUUCUUUAUUAAAACAACCGGUAACAUUAUUAAUGUCAUUACAUCAGCUUGCCGUUAUUGAACAAUUUAAUCGACGUAAUCAACAAUUAUCAUUUGAAAUGAUUGUUGAUGAAACACAUUUUCAAAAAGAAAAUAAUCUUCGUAUUGCAUUAUUAUCAUUGAUUUAUUGUGGUCUUAUUCGACCAAUUAUCAUCAACAAUGAUAAUCAUCGUAAUAUGCAACAAUCAUCAAAAAAACCAACAUUAGAAUCAUUAUUAUUCGAAUUGAAUGAUGAAAAACGAUUUCGACAACUUAUCGAUACAAAUCAAUGUUCGAAUCGAUUAAUAGCUUAUGAAUAUAUUGAUUUUAUUAAUGUUAAACAGCAACCACUUGAUAAGGAAAUGGUCAAAAUUUUUCCCAUUAUUGUACAGUUAUUGACCGACGUAGAAAUGACAAAUGCAUCACGUAAACAUCUACCUCCAACACCUUCAAUUUCAAAUCUACAUAAAUCAACACCAUCACUAUUGAAUCGAAAUCAUAAAUCAACACCGCCAUCAACACAACAGUCAUCAUCACCAUCACAGAAUAAUAUUUCAUUGAACGAUAUACAAACACGAUUAAUACAGCUAAUCGAUAAACGUUAUAUUCGACGAAAUACUGAUGGUGGUUUUGAAUAUAACAUCGAAUGACAAACAAAACAAAAAAAUGAAUGAAUCGUUCUUACAUGAUUCUCAAUACGAAAAAAAAAUGCAUUUAAUCAACGAAU
Dermatophagoides pteronyssinus (European house dust mite) is the source of this 3019-nucleotide messenger RNA. RefSeq lists its product as uncharacterized. The record is from RefSeq and is a predicted model, not a curated record. Lineage: Eukaryota; Metazoa; Arthropoda; Arachnida; Sarcoptiformes; Pyroglyphidae.